Messenger RNA from Neltuma alba, 1394 nucleotides. RefSeq names its product myb family transcription factor PHL13-like. The transcript is spliced from 7 exons. The record is from RefSeq and is a predicted model, not a curated record. Bases 2 to 1075 code for a protein of 357 amino acids. Lineage: Eukaryota; Viridiplantae; Streptophyta; Magnoliopsida; Fabales; Fabaceae. Gene Ontology annotation, molecular function: DNA binding; DNA-binding transcription factor activity.
GAUGCACCAUUCUCCGCAGAUCUUCAACCUUCAAGGGGAAUCCGGCGCAGGAACUCAAAGUCUGUCCAAAGUUGGAGGACCAGAACACCAAACUUUCGAAACCAUUGGAUUACCCUUCAACAUUAUGUCUCCUCUUCAAACAUCAGCUGCCUUGUGUGGAACUAGAGCCUGGACGAGCUUUCACCAACAUGACCCUCAGAUUGAUGUUCCUUCUAGUUUUUGUUCUGAGCUCCCACAGGAAAUAGAUUCGCCACUUCCAUGCCAUAAAUCUUCUGGGGAUAACUCCGCCGUUACCGCUAAACAGUAUCCAUCAGCCUCCCAAUUUAGUUUCACCAACUCCUUGCACUCCAUUGUUGAAUCUUUCUUGUCCAGCAGCGAAGAAAGCUUUUCUUCUUCUGAUAUGUAUGGUGAGUGUCCCUCUGAUUCAGACAGAUAUAGAGAGUUUCUCGGUGAAGAUAACAUGUCUUUACAUGAGCGCUCAAAAGAAAAUGAAUUGCGCGCCGAGGACGCUGCUGAAGAAGUGAAACCCGUGGAAAUUUCCUUUCAGCAUAGAAAUCUGCAGUCACCAGAUAAGCAGUGUUCACGGGCUUGUGGGGUUGCUUGUGUUCCAUCUCCUAUCAACACUGUUUCUAGGAGCUCUCUAACUCGUAAAAGAAGAAUAAGAUGGACCAAGGAUCUUCAUGAGACUUUCGUCAUGAUUGUUAAUUGCCUUGGCGGUCCCGAGAAGGCAAAGCCUAAGUCCAUACUCAAGAUGAUGGAUUCAGAUAUGCUGACCAUUUCUCACAUCAAAAGUCAUUUGCAGAAAUAUCGUUCUACAAUAUGCGUGCGGAAAGAUCUGCAGGAAAGAUCUGGAGAAGGAAACCAACCAGAAGGAGUCUUCGAGCUUCAACUUAAAAUCCAUAAGCAAAUUGAGGAAUCACUACAACUUCAACGUGAGGUCCAAAGGAGUCUCCACGAACAGCUAGAGAUACAACAGAAUUUGCAAUUACUAGUGAAACAGCAGAGGAAGCAGCUCAAAAUAACGUCAGAUUACCAAAAGCAGGGAAGCAAACUGCAAGUGUGUGCCCCAAAAUGAUGAGGAUCGAUUACUUUCUGGGGGAAAAUCUCCAUUUUCACAGGCACCUUAAGACGCAUAGUUUGGGCAUAUAUACUUGUUUGGAGUAAUAAUCAAGCACGUGAACAGGAAUGAUAGAGGGGUUUUCAGUUUAAAUGGCGGUGGUUGGUUUCAAAGUGAAAAUGUCUCAUUUCUUACGGUGUUAAUUGGUUGGAAUUUUAAGCGUAGUCAGUUUGAAGGAUCUAUGCUUUGUUGUAGAGAGAUUAUGGGGAGGAAGAGAAGCCGACAACUGGCCUUGGACCGCUUAAGGAGGUUAGAAUAACAGUUUUCCCGUUCAAAA